Molecule: messenger RNA, 1398 nt
Organism: Fusarium keratoplasticum
Lineage: Eukaryota; Fungi; Ascomycota; Sordariomycetes; Hypocreales; Nectriaceae
Exons: 5
Coding region: 1-1398 (465 amino acids)
Biological process (GO): positive regulation of transcription by RNA polymerase II
Cellular component (GO): nucleus
Molecular function (GO): DNA-binding transcription factor activity; transcription cis-regulatory region binding
Source: RefSeq, a predicted model, not a curated record
AUGUGCUUCCCAAGCCCUCGCCAUGGACGGUACAAAAACUUGGCCCGCGAGACCCCGCGUCAGUGCAAUUCUCCGCCGACACCAUCAUCACCCUCGACCUCAUUCCUGCUCCCUUGGACAUCUACCAACUUGAACUAUGCCUCGCCCUGUAAAGAAAGGCGCCUGGUGGCCAAGAACUACCCUCCUGCCAGCAAUGCUCUAAAUCAGGCCGCUAUUGUGACAGAUCGGAAAAGCCGACCCGGUUCAGUGCUUCAACACCAGGAGCUACCAGAUCCCGAUAGCCCACGGCGUGCCCUCACAGACCAAAGGAUAGCCCGUCUAUUUCACAACUAUACCGCUGACGUGUCACAAUGGUACGACUUGAGCGACUCGACGGGUGCCUUUGGCAUACUCGUUCCUGGCAUUGCCCUGGACGAGCCACUACUCUUCUCCGCCAUCAUCGCCCUCUCUGCCAUGCACAUCUGCAAGACCUCGGCAAACAAUUUCAGAAAAGUAGCCGAAUUUUAUCAUCACCGCUGUGUCCAGAGGCUCAUCGAACUGGACCAAGGAGACGAGCUCAUCACCCAAGGAGUCGCUCUCGCAGCGACAUGUCUUCUACGAUCUUAUGAGAUCCUCGACGGCGAUAUCGACCCGAACAUGCACCUUCGAGGCGCUUACUCCAUGGCCCCUCUCCAUGAUGUAUUAUCUGGCAAUCUCCAGCCGGGGCUAACUGGCGCUGGCUUCUGGAACUACCUGAGAGAAGACAUUACCUUCAGCCUGUUUGAGAAAUGCCCACUCAAGAUGGACUUGACCACCACUCCGCUUCUCAUCAACCACCAUUCGGCCCAGGAUUAUCUCAACUCCAUCACUCUGAUACUAGGAAAGGUCAUCAACACCACAUUCGGGCGCAACAUAACGGGUUCAGAAUGGUUUGCUACUGUGGAAAUGCUAAGUAGAUGGCGCGCAGCCUGUCCAGAACGGACACAACACUUUUCUCGAGAAAAGGCGCAGCCAGGGACGAUUAAUCUGUUCCCGGCAGUGUGGUUUCUACAACCCUGUCAUGCGGCUACCACGCAUUAUUACCUUGUUGCCCUGACUAUUCUAUGCUUCUACGCAAACCCACAGAACCUUGAAGACUUGGGGAAACUGGACCUUGCUGGCAUUGAAGUCGAGUCGAAGGACCAACUUCUGGAAGCCUUUGCAGUCGAGAUCUGCGGAAUCGCCUUCACCACAAAAGUUCCCUCCGUUCUUGUCAAUGCCUUUGGCCCAAUUGCCUACUGUGCCAGAUUCAUCAACGCCGAGCCCGUCCGCCAAGAGCUCGCCCGACAGCUCCUCGCCUGCAAAUCGAGCAUCGGAUGGCCAGUAGAGCGGCUCAUCAAUGACCUCAAAUCUUUCUGGGGCGCCGAAGAGACAAAUUGA